AUGGCGCCCAUCCAGGCUCUCGCUGCCUCUUCGAGGCUCUCAAAACUCCCCCUUCUCCGUCUCUCUGCCCCCCGACUCGGUGGGAACCACAUUUACCUGGGCAGGUACCAUGACUUCAACAACUGGGAGUACUUGCCUCAUCCGAAAUUGCAGAAGACCGGAGCGAUCAACCCCGUCGGCUCUCAACAGUUUAACCCAGCUGGAAAGGAUUUGCGAGGAUCCGGUCUGCAUGGCCCGGAGAACGGCGAUUAUUUCAGACUGAUGCUGUGGAACAGGCUGCGUCAGAAGGGCAUGCGUCGGGAGGUGCCGACAAUUGAGCAGCUGCGCGACUACAACAAGAUGGACGUUUCUCUUGUCUACUUCUGCUGGGGUCUCUUGCUGUUCCUUUACCCUAUGGCGACGUACGGCCGCAAGUACGCUACGGAGCACGGUCAUUUCCCGUAUUCGCCAGAAAGGACAGAUGGCUCCCGCGGUCAUGGUCCGCUGUGGUGGUUCGUUGAGUAA
Messenger RNA from Besnoitia besnoiti, 504 nucleotides. RefSeq lists its product as uncharacterized. Lineage: Eukaryota; Apicomplexa; Conoidasida; Eucoccidiorida; Sarcocystidae. The coding region runs from base 1 to 504 and encodes 167 amino acids. The record is from RefSeq and is a predicted model, not a curated record. The transcript has a single exon.